Pelobates fuscus (common spadefoot toad) is the source of this 1597-nucleotide messenger RNA. RefSeq names its product tetraspanin-33-like. The record is from RefSeq and is a predicted model, not a curated record. Bases 70 to 1029 code for a protein of 319 amino acids. The transcript has 8 exons. Lineage: Eukaryota; Metazoa; Chordata; Amphibia; Anura; Pelobatidae. Gene Ontology annotation, cellular component: plasma membrane.
UUCUUAUUAUCUCUCUGUUGAGCUGUGUAUCGUGGAUUACAAAGUUCUUUGAAAACAAUCUCAGGCGACAUGAGGACCACUCACAUUGCAAAGUAUUGUCUGUUUGUGUCAUGUUAUAUUUUUUGGGUGGCUAGCGGACUAAUGAUUGCUGUAGGAUUGUAUGCUAAACUCAGUAGUGAGAAAAGUAUUGUGGAUUCUUUUGUCACAGACCCCUCUAUCAUACUGAUUGCGGUGGGAAUUCUAAUGUUUGCUAUAACCUUCAUAGGAUGCAUGGGAGCCCUCAGGGAUAUGCAUACACUACUUAAAAUUUUUGCCUACAUGCUGGUCAUAGUACUGAUUCUUCAGUUCGUGGCCGCAGUACUUGGUUUUAUGUUCUCUGGAAUGGUUCUAGAAAAAGCUGCAUCUGUGAUGACAAAAGCGAUAACUCGAUAUCGAGAUGAUCUGGACCUGCAAAACUUUAUUGAUUACAUUCAAAAGAAGUUUGAAUGCUGUGGUGUCAACGCCUAUACAGACUGGUCCCAAAAUAUUUACUUCUUCUGUGUAGAUAACAACCCAAGUCUGGAAAGUUGUGGGGUGCCCUAUUCUUGCUGCAUCAGGGAAAAAGGCGAGAAUGUCAUUAAUACAAUGUGUGGGUAUGAGACCCAAAGACUUAAACGGUGGGAUGCAGAGGAUCGUAUCUUUGUAGAUGGCUGUUUGGAUAAGAUUGUCAGUUGGGGUCGGGUGAACCUUCUAUUUCUUGGUGGCUUAGCCACAGGACUAAUUAUCCUAGAGCUUUUUAUCAUCUUUUUGGCAUUUGUUUUGAUCUAUGAGAUUAAUAUUGUGAUGAAAAGACGAAAGAGCACAGUUCCUAUGACAACAACACAAAAAAAGAUUGAUGGAGGUGAAAUGUUUCUGAGAGAAAUGGAGUGCAUAGAGAAAGAAUUUGAAAAUGAACUGGAGUACAUGGAGGUAGAGGAACGAGAGGAAACAUUUGUCAGACAACGGGGUUACAUGGCUGCCAUAGAAUGUGAAUACCAUGAACAAUCAUGAUACGAAAAGUGACUGAGCACCAACAGACCCUAAGGACAAAAAUUCCAAGUAGAAAAAUACAUGUAGUCUGGACAUUGUAUUUUGAGACUGCUUUUCUUGGAUGAUUAUUUAACUGUGAAUAAUAAGAAACAGAGACUGUGAAAACUGGCAAUAGGCUAUGAUCUGGUUACAGAUAUUAUGGUCCUGGAAAAGUUCAGCAUUUCAGAUGUGUGAAAAAGAAAUCUGGUUCUAUUGGUACUAUGAAUUUUAAUCUCUCGUCAAAGGAUCAGAGCUUGUGACAUAUGUGUUCUCCAGGAAACCAAUGUAUUGGCAUUGACAUGUGAAAUGUUAUUAAACAAAAAUAUUUCAUAAUUGAUGCUUCUGUUAUGAUAGAGUUGGGCCCUGGCAAGUUGAUUAUUCAUUACCACCUGCAUUCAUAACAGUUUGUGGUUCAUUACAAAUAUUGAAACAUUUUCUGGGCAAUUUAACACCGCUUGAUGCUUGUCAUUAAGAAGUGCUACUCUGCGUGCUUCUCAUUCUACUUUUUUGGGGGGGAAUUAUGUUUUAUCUGUGUGUAAAAGUGUAUGUU